Messenger RNA from Belonocnema kinseyi, 6393 nucleotides. RefSeq lists its product as uncharacterized. Gene Ontology annotation, molecular function: protein binding. Lineage: Eukaryota; Metazoa; Arthropoda; Insecta; Hymenoptera; Cynipidae. The transcript has 14 exons. The coding region runs from base 336 to 4442 and encodes 1368 amino acids. The record is from RefSeq and is a predicted model, not a curated record.
GCCAUAGUACCACGAAACCCGUUGCCACGAUCGUUCGCUUGGCAUCGUGUUGCAUCUUACCGCGAUUCUAAAGACGGAGUUCUCUUCCGUCUACUUGCAGACAGGAAACAAUUUCUUUGUCUCGAUAAGGGCGCGAUUCGCGCGCGGCAAGUGUCGAUUAUGAGCUUUCCCGCCCUUUCGCGCGACUGUACUUUUGUCCUAAUUUAAUUGUGUACGUGCCAUUCAGAUUCAUAUGUAACGAGUGCUGAGAUAAGUUUGUCCCACGCAGGACGCCGGUUGGAUCUACUUGUUAUAUCGGAUUUCUAUCGACAACGCAUUGCUCCAAUCACUACAGAAUGACUUCUGCUGGGCUUGAAGUGCGCGAGGCCGGGCGAGCACUGCGCGUUCAAACAGAAGCACCACAUCUCGUUUCAAUGGGAAGUGGAAGACUAUCUACCUCAGUAACUCUAAAUCCUUUACCAGAAGGUAGAAUAAUUCUGGGAUGCAAUCGAGAUGCUGAUAUACCGGUCGCCGGUACCGGUGUCGAACCCAUUCACUGUAUGAUCGAAAACAAUAACGGCGUUGUCACACUGCAUCCUAUAAAUGGGAACACAUCCAUCGAUGGAAUUCCAGUCAAUUCUCCUGCUCGACUUACUCAAGGUUGCAUGGUAACAAUAGGAAGGUCAAACUACAUGAGGUUCAAUCACCCAGCCGAAGCAAAGCAGCUAAGAGCCGUCUUACCCAACUCCAGAAUAUCAAUGGCGCCAAUAUCUUUCUCAUUCUCGGAUGUUCUGGAUAGCCACCUGGAGCGAAAACCACCAGUUCCUCCAAGGAAAUCACCCCGAAAUUCCUGCUCAGACGACGAAGUCGGUUUUCUGAGUAAAAUUACCAAAUUCGAAAUGCUGGCCAGACAAAACAGAAACUGCGUCUCCCCAAAGGUCUUCCCAGCUGGAGGUCUCACAACAAAUGUUCCAGCUGACCAGAUUCUCGGCCACUCCAGAUCACCAAGCAUAGCAUCCCUCUCCAAACUCAGCACUUCAAGUCCCUUACAGAAUCUCACAAAUCUCGACAGAAGUCGAUCAAACACACCCUCCUUCCAUAGUCCCGGAACACCUCACCGUCUCGAAGAUUCCAGACAAAAGUCAGAAAUUAGCAAGACACCCAGUCGCUCAAACACGCCCAAUCAACUUUACCAAAAUAGCUCCACAAAUCAGAAUCACAUCCAAAUCAUUUCGGCAGCUGAAACUUACUUAAAUGCUUACAAGUCGAAUCUAAAUUACAACAAUAAUGAAAAUCAGGAUUUAAUGUCGAGGAGUAUGAUUUGCCAAGGAAGUAAUGAUUUCGACAGGCUAAGUAGCGACUUUGAUAUGAGUCAGAGUCUGAUAGUCGCCAAAACGACAACAACUGAAUACCUCCAGGUUGAAAAAUUUGAUUCCAAUCCAAACCUCUAUCAUCGAGGAUCAGAGAUUACUCUGAAUGGCAGUAGUUGUAGAAAUUCACAGGAAUUUGGUUCUAAUUCGAAUAUAAAGAAGGUGCAACCGAUGAGUCCAGCUUUUAAUCGAAAUCCGAGGUAUGAGAGCAAGAAAAGCUUUGGACGUGUUAAGAGUCCCACGCCAAGUACCGGAAGCGGAUGUUCCUUGGAAGAGUUUAGGGAGAGACAGGUGGACGCGGAGAAUAAGAGAAGAGUGGCUGAGAAUAGACGGCAGCAAGCCCAAGAAGAGAGACUGAAAGAACAGGAGAUUGAGAAGCAAGAAAAACUCAGGCUAGAAGAGAUUCUGGCCAUGUGUGCAGAGUAUGAAAGACAGAGCACUAUCGACAAACCCAGGCAACCUAACAGAAUAAUGACAAAUGGAUCGCUAACGAGAGACAAGAGAUCAGGUCACAAUUCUCCUUUUGGAAGUCCGAAGAGUCCUUCCAAGAUUCAACCACACUUUGCAUUCGAUUCAUCGAAGGAAAACAAAUCAGCUGUCUACGACAACGCGAGUGUGAAUUCGAAGGUGACUCUUCAGAACGGAGAUACGCCAAACAACAGUCGAACUACAUCAAAUUUCGUACACGAGGACAAUGAGCAAAAAUCGAAUGGCAGGGAUCCUCUACCAACUACCCCGAACAACCAAUCUUCGAAAUGGCUAAAUGCUUCUGGCAUGGCGGAUUCGGACUUUUCUAAUUCGACGUCUCAUGCUCACAGUCCCAAUUACGAGAACGUGAGAGUCGAAAACGGUGCUAUUAACGUAAUGGAAUCGUCAGUUCUUACUGAGAAAGAAUCACUGCACCCGAGUGUAUAUGAUAGGGCCAAAAGCGAGUCUCCGUCGAUCUUCGGUAAAACACAUCUGAAUGGAACGAAGUUUAAUGGAGAGAAAGCAGCAUCUGAAAAUUACGAGAACUUCAUGCCACUAAAUGGCAACACUAGUGUCUACGAGAACGUCGCAAUGCCUCGCAACAAUAGUCAGGUGUCUUCAUACACCCUGCCCAGAAGGAAAACCUCAAAGACUAGUUCUUGUGAUGUUAUCGAGAACAAGUUGUUGGUUUCAGACGACGAUCUCCUAGAUGCGAUUGAACAACUAAAAAUGUUGCCAAAGUGUAGUAGUGAUACUGUGCAUACUAUGCCCAAGAGGAUCAACUCGGAAAAGGAUAACACGAAAUCGAACGAAGUAAAAGCUGACAAGGAAAAGAAGGCUCUCGAGAAAGAGGACAGGAGAAAGUAUAUGGAUUUUCUGCAAAAUGAGAAGCGACAUAUUAUGGGGAAUAUGGAAGUUUUCAAAAGAAGCGUUGCUGACAUUGAGAAUCAAGAAGAGGAAAUCAAUCGAGAGCUCGAGCUCGAGAAAGCUCUUUUGUCUGCGGAAUACGAAUCGGAAUCGUUAAAACUCACACAGGACGAGGGCGAAAAGAUAAGAAUUCAGAUGCGAAUAAACGAAUUGGAGAGAGAAAUGUCACAGGAUGGUUCUUCUCAAGCCAAUUUGCAAGAAGAAGCGAGACAACGAGUUCAGAAAGCUCAGCAGCUUUGUAAUGAUUUAGAAGAUGAACUUGCGAACUGCGAAAAUGAAGAAACUCGAGACGAGCUUACGAAAGAAUUAAAUGCACAGCUAGAUGUUUUUGAAAAUGAAAGAAAGGCUUUUGAAGAUUUAGAGUUUCAUCACCUAGAGGAAGAGGCUAGCAAGUUGGCUACGAGAGAAGAAUUACAAAGGUACCUUAGUGAACUUUCAACGAGGAUAGAAAGUAGAAAAGUUCAACUCACACAUUUGGAAUCGCAAAAGUGUGAAAUCAAAAACUCAGCAAGCAAGGAUACGAAGAAUUUAGAAAGACAGAAGUUGGGACACUUGAGAAGAGUAGAAGAGGGUCGAAACCGAUUACGAGCUAUCGAAGACGAGUUGGAAAGUUUGGCUCGAAAUGUACCUGAUUAUGAAGAAAAACGAUCUCCAAGUAGAGAAGACUUCGACAGGAUAUCAAGAGUCACUACUGAUUCUCCUAUUGUCAACCACCAAGGCAGCUUGGGAAGAAAAACGAUAGAAUCUUUAAAAGAAAUUGAGAGGAACAGACAGCUUCAUCUAGCAAAGCAAGGCAGCCAAGUUAUUUCCGAUGAAAGACGAAGAGUCGAGGAAUUAAAAAGAAGAGUUCAGGACGAAGUACGUUCGCAGUGGGAAGAAAGAAAACUGAAUUGCACCUCUUUUAACAGCGUGGAAUCUGGAGAAGAGUCUAGUUACUCUACAGGACCAACUGAAAGUGGUAGCGGAAGUAGUGACAGUGCAGAGGGAGGAACCAGUGAUAAAUUAUCACCAAGUAAACUUUCUGAAUUCACCUCACCGAGUCCUGGACCCUCGAAUAAUUCAUAUUCGAUUCUGCCAACAGACAACAUGAGGGAUGACAGAAGAACGUCAUUAGAAAAUGAGCGGUACAGUACAACUAGUGUUGGAAUUUUGGAUGACAAUGGAAGUCGUCCCAUGUCUCAAACUUCAAGCGAAAUGGACACCUUAGGGUCUUUACAAACCGUUAAACAUCGUGAAAAGGCUAAACUGCAGAGACCACUUACGAGGUAUCUUCCCAUAAAAUCUGAGUCUCUGGACUUGAGGCUUCACAUCGAAACGGCUGGUCAUCAACUCCCGCUGAUUCACGAUGUUUCUGUCGACGCAACCAGUUGCUGCGGAUAUUUAUCCAAAAUGAGCAAGAAAUUCCAUCACUGGAAUAAACGAUGGUUCGUUUUUGAUCGGAAAAGAAAGACACUCUCGUAUUUCAGUGAUAGCAGUGCCAAAAAACCACGAGGCCUUAUUUACUUCCAGUCUAUUGAGGAAGUUUACGUGGACCACAUGAACUCAGUAAAAUCACCACAGCCUUCGUUGACCUUCAUUAUCAAAACCACAGCGCGUCUUUACCACCUAAUGGCACCAAGUGCAGAAGCAAUGCGAGUUUGGGUCGACGUAGUUUUCACAGGAGCUGAAGGAUAUCACGAAUUUGAUCAUGGUGUCUAAUAAAAACACAAUUAAUCUUUUUUGAAACAAGAUGCCUUGAAAAGAUCACGUGGUCACUUAUAUAUAGAAGAUGUAAUUCUUCAUUUCGAGAAAGCAGUUGAAAUCUUACCAACAGUUUUUAAAUAAUUAGCAUCAACUGCUAAUCAUAUAAAGCGAUCUCAGACAGGAGUAAAAUAAAAAAUAAAACUCCUUGUGCUUGAUCCAAUUCUUUAUGAAUUAAAAUCGAAGGAUCCUUGACAAUAUUUAACUUAUUAGACUCAAGUAGAGUAUAAAUUCAAAAUUAAAUUCGGUAAAAAAAAGAGAUACUAGUAAAUUUGAUAAUCAAGAGGUGCUAAAUUAUCUAAUCUCUCAAAAUCCAAUUUGAAUAUUUAAAAAAUCUCUAUUUUCAUAGAAAAUAGACGAGUAAUUUUUAACCAUUUGUUGGGAAUUCUACGUACUAAAAACGAAAGAGAGCUUUUGGAUCCAGUGUCUUGUUAGAAAAUUUUUCUAGACAAGUUGCGAAACCGUUUUAUCUAAAAUUAAUUUGGAAAGCAUGUUAUUUCUACUCUAUUUAAUCUAAAUUAUUGUAAAAUAUUUUAAGGAAUUAUGCUAUACUGCCAUUAGAAACAAAAGUUUCCACAGAUAUAACAACUCUGCAGCUGGGAUUAAUAUUUCUAAAUCGUUUUCUUAUUAGAAUAAUGCCGGAGAGUGCCAACAUAAUUAAUAACUAAGGGCAUUAGCGAAAAGUUAUACAAGUAUUACUCGUCGAUGACCUUACGAAGUAUACAAGUCUGUUAGUGUAUACAAAUGUUUAAUCUAGUCUUCCGAGGUAGGAGAACGCAAGUGCAGAUUCGUAAUUUCGUUGAUGAGGCUUGGAAAUUCUGUGCAAGAUCUUCGACCCUUUUGUCGAGAGAAGGCCAUUCCUGGAAUAAACCAGCUCUUAAAAUACGAAAAUUGUAAAUAUAUUAUGUCUUAUACAUUAUGUAAGCCUAGCGUAAUAUUUCUCAGAAGUGCUUUUUCUCUUUCGAGAUUUUCUCAAAUGAUCGACAAUAAAAUUCAGAAGUAAGAUCCAUCACUAAAAAUGCAGGAUGAGUGAUCAUUUUUUUUUGCAAUUAAGUGCCAAUCAGAGUAGUUAAAUUCAUUAAAAAAUGUAAUGAAAUAAAUACGUAUUAAAAUAUGUAAAAAAAAUGUUAUUGUCUCGUAGAAUAGAAAAGAGCUCAAUUGUAAUACAUUGGAUAAAAGGUAGAAAACACAAGCUUUUGGAAAAUGAAUCCCUCAAAUUAAAUAUAAACUAAAAGUAUUGAAUUUUUAUGAUUUUGAUUGGCACUGUAAUUCCAAUUUGUAUUUGAUAGCAAUUUAUAUUCGAGGGUGAAUACUUUAGCACAAACAAUCAACGAAAGUGUACUUCUUUAUGGAUUUUGAUACUUUUAGAAGACAAGAUUUUAUAAUAAGAGUAAUUUGAUGAAAAUAGUUCCACGCAGGAAUGAAAUUUGAUCAUUUAGUCCAAUUAUCGCAACUAAAUCUGGCGAUAUUAUUACUUAUCUCAAAACUGAUUAUUUUAUUACAAGUAUUAUGUAUCUACAAUUAUCAAACGUAUUAUGGAACUUGAUUGAGUCUGCGUUGUUGAAAAAUAAUAUCAAGUUCCAUUUAUAUGAAGGAAAAGAAACUUUUUGUAUUUAAUCUUGCCGCAAAUUAAAAGAGCGCACAAAAGUUGUCAGUGAAAAAUCGUAAUUCUUAUCAAAUUAAUCAUUUACGGUAUGAAUUGAAGCAUGCGUGAUUAUAUUCGAGUGACUUUUCAUUUACUCCUUGAUAAAAAUUGUUAUUUUCGUUAGUAACUGUAUAUUUUUAAUUUUUAUUCUGUCAACGAAAGCAGUAUAAACUGUAUGCGAGAGUUGUUUGUCUGAUUUAAUUCAAAUGAUGCCUUUCUACCUUUAGUAAAACACAAUACACGAAUCAAAAUACUUAUAUUGAA